AUGCCAGAACCAGGUGAUUACACAAUCGGAUGGAUCUGCGCCCUUAGAACAGAACUCGUCGCUGCCACGGCUUUCCUUGAUGAGAAACACGACGAUCCGGAUCAUCUGCCCGCCAAUGACGAUAAUGCUUAUGUUCUAGGUCGCAUCGGAAAGCACAAUGUCGUGAUUGCUGCUCUGCCGCAUGGGCAGUAUGGACUCGUCAGUGCCGCAAAUGUCGCCAAGGACCUGUUGCGCAGUUUCACCAACAUCAGAAUCGGGCUGAUGGUGGGCAUUGGUGGUGGUGCACCGAGUGACAAGCACGAUGUUCGCUUGGGAGAUAUCGUGGUUGGUACUCCAGGCAAUGGCAGGGGCGGCGUAUUGCAAUACGACUAUGGGAAGACAGUACAGGACAAGGACUUCCAAAUGACUGGACAUUUGAAUCAACCACCACAAUGCAUACUCACGGCGCUGACCGUACUUGGAGCUCAGUAUGAGGUCGAUGGCCACGACAUCCAAGCGCAAAUCGAUCGUGUGCUUGAGGGCAAACCACGGCUACGUGCCAACUACCAGAAACCAAAUGCCAUUUUGGAUCGUCUGUAUAGUCCUUCAUUCACACAUGCAGGAAACGACACCGAGAACUGCGCGACUACCUGCGAUGACAACUCGAAGUUAGUCACACGACUCGAGCGACUUGAGGGCCACGAUAGCCCAGUGAUCCACUACGGGCUUAUUGCUUCGGCGAACCAGCUCAUGAAGGAUGCGCAUAUACGGGAUGACCUAUCCACCAAGGAGGACAUCCUAUGUUUCGAGAUGGAGGCUGCUGGGCUUAUGAACAAUUUCCCCUGCCUGGUGAUUCGUGGCGUCUGCGAUUAUUCCGAUACGCAUAAAAACAAGGUCUGGCAGGGCUACGCAGCAAUGGCGGCAGCUGCGUUUGCAAAAGAUCUUCUCUGCAAGGUGGCGCCGAACAAGGUGGCAGCCGAAAAGAAAUUGAACGAGUAUCUUUCAGAUGUGGACGCAAAGUUGUCUGUUAUUUCUGAUAGCCUCAGUCAAUCUCAAACGAAAAUGGAAGCCUUGCAUACCGAUAAACACGUUGAAAGGAUUGUGCGUUGGCUUGCAGCGCCUGAAAUUUCGAACAAUCUAAACGCAGCCCUUGAAAUACGUCACCAAGGUUCCGGCCAAAAGCUCAUUGAAGGCGAAGCCUAUGUCAAGUGGAGGAAAGAUGCCGGAUCUUUUCUUUGGUUGAGUGGGAUACCGGGAUGCGGCAAGACAAUCCUGGCAUCUACUUUAAUCCAGGACCUACAAUCGAACCCUCAAUCCUCUCAAAAUCUCCUCUAUUACUAUUUCGACUUUACAGAUACGCUGAAGCAGAUGUUCAAGAAUGCUAUCCGUUCGCUUCUGACCCAGUUAUACCUCAAAUCCGAGAGCGCCAAGAUCACACUGCAUUCACUAUACGCAAGUUGUAAGAACGGCUGGGAGCAACCUAGCGUCAGCCUUCUAUGUUCUACUUUCGCGACCAUGGUUGAGCAAGCUGGAGAAAUUUGGAUCGUACUCGAUGCCCUUGACGAAUGUCCAAGACGGUAUGAUUUGCUCGAUUGGUUACGAGACCUUCGAGCUAAUCAGAAAAAUGCUCAUGUACUUGUCACUAGCCGCCCAGAACAGGAUAUCAAAUCUGCAAUCGAUCGAAUUUGCACCAACCAAGAGAUCGUUACGGUCCAAAACGAGCUGCUGAAGGAUGAUAUACGCAGUUACGUCCAAGCGCGUGUCAAGGAGCACGAGUCAUUGAGCAGAUGGCGGAAUCGACCAGACAUCCAGGAGGAGAUUGAGGUUGUCCUGGUAGACAAGGCAAAUGGAAUGUUUCGUUGCGUUGCAUGCCAGCUCGACGCCUUGGAGAAAUGCUGUGAUCCCAAAACGUUGCGAUCCACACUCGUCUCACUACCAAAGACUCUGGACGAGACUUAUGAACGGAUAUUGGCAAGAAUUCCUCCAGAGCAUAUGUGUCAUGCGAUUCGACUUCUCCAGUUUCUCACAUACUCUGAGCGACCGCUGCGAGUUAAUGAGGCUGUUGAUGCGAUUGCAAUCGAUCUGGGACCUGAAGUCCCACGAGGCUCCCGCUUUCAUUCCCAAAACAGGAUGCCGAUUCCGGCAGAAAUUACUAUAUACUGUUCGAGCCUUGUCGUUCUCGUACGCAGAGAAUUGAAACGUUCAGGAUAUAGGCCCAAAUACAUACUCGAAGAGAUCCAGCUGGCACACUUCUCUGUUAAAGACUAUCUCAUUUCAGACCGUCUGGCAAACGGGGCUGCUCAACAUCUUAAGGAGACAUCAGCUCGAAGCUUGAUGGCUGAAGCUUGUCUCGCGUAUCUGCUAGAACUUGAUCCUAAAGUGGCAGCGAUCCGACAAAAAACGGCGUUUCCUUUCUCUGAGUACUCGGCAAAUUACUGGGCAAGCUAUGCUAUGGUGGGCGAGCAGAAUAGUACCUUGGUGAGAAAGCUUGCGAUGGAACUUCUUCAAAGCCCCGAAUCAAUUGAUACUUGCCGCCAACUCCAGACACGUUUCUGGGAGCCCCCUGUGGAGCGUAAUGCAACUGCGCUAUAUUACGCCUCACUACUAGGCCUACCGCUCUGUGUUGAUAUGCUUGUCGAACAGGGCGCCGAUAUCAAUGCUCGUGGUGGCUUAUACGGACAGGCUUUACAAGCCGCUUCGGCAAAUGGGCACAGGCAGGUUGUCCAGCUGCUGAUAGGAAAUGGUGCUAACGUCCAGGCAUGCGGCGGGCAUCAUGGGAAUGCGUUGAACGCUGCUUCAAGUGGAGGAUAUGCGGAGAUUUCCAAGCUGCUGAUAGCAAAGGGAGCCGAUGUCAAUACCGAGGAAGAUGGCCAUGAGACUGCCCUACAAACUGCUUCAGCAAAAGGACAUGUGGAAAUUGUGCAAUUAUUGAUUGAGAACGGCGCCAAUAUUCACGCUCAAGGCGGGAAGCAUGGCAAUGCACUACGAGCCGCUAUCGCUGGACGACACAGUCAGGCUGUCCAAGUACUGAGAGGAAAUAAACCUUACGCCCACGCCCAAAGCACAGCUGAUGGUAAGAAGUCAUACCUCGAUCUAGCCGAUGUGGAUCGAAACGGAUCGGAGCUAUUGCGUUCAGCUGCAGCGGAUGGAGAUACCGGGCUUGUGGAUAUGCUGUUAGAUCUGGGUGUUGACUGUAAUACAUAUGCACAUGGAUGGACUCUAUUCCACUGGGCUGCAGGAGCAGGUCACGUCGGAGUUGUCAAGUUAUUACUCGACCGAGGAGCCGACGCGUCUAUUUCGGAUAACUUUGGAAGUACCCCAUUAAACGUGGCAGCAAGAAAAGGUUACGUCGAAGUUGUCAAGCUAUUACGAUCGAGGAGCUAA
Messenger RNA from Pestalotiopsis fici W106-1, 3363 nucleotides. RefSeq lists its product as uncharacterized. NCBI's taxonomy places the organism in Eukaryota, Fungi, Ascomycota, Sordariomycetes, Amphisphaeriales, Sporocadaceae. The transcript is spliced from 3 exons. The coding region runs from base 1 to 3363 and encodes 1120 amino acids. Gene Ontology annotation, biological process: nucleoside metabolic process. The record is from RefSeq and is a predicted model, not a curated record. Gene Ontology annotation, molecular function: protein binding; catalytic activity.